AUGAAUGAGCUCUUGUCCAAGAAGAAGCUCAAUGGUAUGGAAACUAUCGCACUCACAGAAAGCUGUAGUGCUAUUUUAACAAAUAAGUUGCCCCCUAAAAUGAAAGAUCCUGGGAGCUUUACUAUCCCAUGUUCAAUUCACAACCGUUAUUUGGGCAAGACUUUAUGCGACUUGAGAGCUAACGUCAAUCUAAUGCCACUAUCUACUUUCAGAAAGUUGGGAAUUUGUCACAUGAAACCUAUUGCAGUGACAUUGCAACUAGCUGGUCGAUUCUUGGCUCAACCUGAAGGGAAAAUCAAAGAUAUCUUAGUUUGUGUGGAUAAAUUCAUUUUUCAAGCUGAUUUUAUCAUACUUGACUAUGAGGCAAACAGGGAGCCAUCUAUCGAAAAAGCUCCUACUAUAGAGUUGAAACCACUGCCUAAUCAUCUUAAAUACAUCUUUCUUGGUGAUAAUAAUACUUUCCUAGUUAUUGUAUCUGCAACACUAGAUGUAACUUACGAAGAGAAAUUUGUCCAUAUCCUUAAGCAACAUAAACGAGCUAUUGCUAGGAGUAUUGUCGAUAUCCAAGGCUUUAGUCCAUCUUUUUACAUGUACAAGAUCAAGUUGGAAGAUAAAGUGCAAUGCGUUCCUAAAAAGAGUGGCUUCAUUGUGGUUAGCAACGAUAAAUACGAAUUAAUUUCUACACACAUUUCUAUGGGAUGGCGAGUCUGUAUGGAUUAUCGCAAACUUAAUGUUGCCACAAGGAAUGACCACUUCCCACUUUCUUUCAUUAACCAAAUGUUGGAUAGGAUUGCUAAAAGAGCCUAUUACUACUUCGUAGACGACUAUUCUGGGUACAAUCAAAGUACUAUUGCACUGGAGGAUCAAGAGAAAAAAACUUUCACUUAUCCCUUUUGUACUUUUGUUUUUCGCCAUAUGCGUUUUGGUCUUUGCAGCACACCAGCCAUAUUUCAAAGGUGCAUGAUGGCAAUAUUCUCGGGUAUGAUUGAUUUCUCAAUAUAUGGGAAUGAUUUUGAUCAUUGCGCUAACAAUUUGGAUAAAGUUUUGCAAUGA
Messenger RNA from Gossypium arboreum, 1053 nucleotides. RefSeq lists its product as uncharacterized. The transcript has 3 exons. The record is from RefSeq and is a predicted model, not a curated record. Lineage: Eukaryota; Viridiplantae; Streptophyta; Magnoliopsida; Malvales; Malvaceae. The coding region runs from base 1 to 1053 and encodes 350 amino acids.